This is a messenger RNA of Suillus discolor, 3223 nucleotides long. RefSeq lists its product as uncharacterized. Gene Ontology annotation, cellular component: chromosome, telomeric region; nuclear telomere cap complex. Gene Ontology annotation, molecular function: telomerase inhibitor activity; G-rich strand telomeric DNA binding. The coding region runs from base 59 to 3013 and encodes 984 amino acids. Gene Ontology annotation, biological process: regulation of telomere maintenance via telomerase; telomere capping. The record is from RefSeq and is a predicted model, not a curated record. Lineage: Eukaryota; Fungi; Basidiomycota; Agaricomycetes; Boletales; Suillaceae. The transcript has 12 exons.
GCUUUAUCAACUUAACAGUUCUUCUCUGUGCACGCGUUGUUCACAUUCAAACGCAGUCAUGAAAAGAACAUCUGUGGAAGAAGGAUCCCCUCCAAAAAGAUCUCGCCUGGAGGACAACCUUGCGCUAUUCGAUGAAACACGUCGAAAGAAUGCAACUGACCUUCUCGACCCCGCGACAGAUGAAACCAACAAUAUCGAAGCCAAAAUUCACAUGGUUUUUCCCUGUAUCGGCAACAAACGCCAGGUGAAUGUCGAGAUGCGUGAACACGGCGACACCUACCGCUUUCUCGUUCUCAUUUCGUCCAAAGUCGACGAAUUAAUGCCCUUCCCAUUCGCUGUCAAUGACAGAAUCUGCCUUUCUCUUAAGGGUGCACAGAUUCAGCCAAGGGCACAGUCUUCUGCACCUUUCUAUCUGCCCGUCGGGCUCGUAUUCAAAGAUGGGAUCGCAGCCAUGCUCAUGUCAGGACCCGAAAUUGGGAAGGUAUACAGUACUUGGGAAGUGGACUGGUAUAGCGAUACCGGCGACAUUCCGCGUGUCGGGGACGUUGUCCCGCAACAUUCCACAGAAGACGUGGAAAUGUCAAACACAAAUCCUCCAUCUAAAAGCCCGCAGUCGGAAAUCGUUACUAGUCAGAAAGCGCGAGAAGAACCCAUGCCUGUUCUUGCGUCCCGCCAGCAUCUCGAUUCGCGAGCUGAUAGUCUUCCUCAACCUGGCGAGCAGUCACCAGAAAUGGAUUUUACAAAGGCGCAGAGGCGCAGGCGGAAAAAGCAAGCACAUAAGUUAUCCGCUCUCAAGGACAGACGUAAAUCGGACGGGCAUGAGAUACCGAUACCACAAGCAGAGGCGGUCGCUCUGCGACCACCAUCAUCGCCCCCCACCAAUGUACGGUCACCACCACAAGUAUCCUCUAACGAGCGCACAAGCUCGGGUUCUGGACAGACCAGUUCGUCGUCCAAGAGGGUAGCACCAGUGCCGGUGACCAUGCCCUCACCGCCUCCUGCAAACGAUCCUGCACGCAAUAAUGGACCGCUGGCUAUGAAGGCUGGAAUGACUACGCAAGGGGGAGAUGUGUUCAUACCAAUCAAGAAGAUUGAGCCGGGACCGGAAUUCUUCAACAUCAUUGGUGUAGUUACGUCAAUCAAGCCCGUGACAUUCACGCGCUCACAAGAGUGGUGCCGUAAUUUCACCAUUGUCGACCCGUCCUGCAUGGAAGACGAUACAGAAUUCGUGAAUUAUAACUUCAGGGUCAAUUGCUUCCAGAAGAAGCACACGGCGCGGCUCCCUCAGGCUGAAGUUGGCGAUAUAGUCCUCUUUCGGAGGCUUAAGACCUCCUUGUAUAAUGGCGGCUUCAAUGGCGUAGGGUAUCAUGAUAAGUUGCGCUGGGCCACCUAUGAUACCCAAGCUCGGUGUUUCCGCGUUCCUGACAGAAUUGACGCCCCGCGUUCCGAGACACCAGACGAAGGAUCUGGAUAUAUGUACUCACCUUACUACGAGCCGAGUGAGCAAGGCAAAGAAGCGCAGUACUGCGCUCAGCUUGCCGACUGGUGGCAGGCGAUACAUGCAAAAGAACAAGGCAUCACAACUGUGCAGUGUGUCUCAUGCCCUUCGCGAGAGCAUCAUCUCAUCUCUGAGGUCACUCCGGAGACUUCUCCUCAAGGUUAUUUCGAUUGCACCGUCGAAAUUUUGCACAGCUACGAAAACACCAGUGGACCCAACACUUUGUAUGUGACUGACUACACCGUAAACCCUCACGCCAAACCACCACAAGCAAACUGGUGCUCUUCGGAACUGUCAGCAUACGUUUUCAAGAUAGAGAUGUGGGAUGACGCGAGGCUCCUCGCAAAUACAAUGCAGCCCGGGGAAUUCUGGAGCCUCCCAAACGCACGCGUGAGGACAGACCCCGAUAAUCAUCUCCACGGUAAAUUGGUGGAAACACACAAGUCAAAAAAGCUUGAUGAGGCCGAACAUGGCAAGAACUUGCAUUUUCGCGCAUUGCUAGAGCGAAAAAAGAAGUUUGAGCAAGGGGGAGGGGUGUCCAGCUCUUCUGCACGUUUUGACACUAAGUUGAUUGAAGAUGUUGACGGAGCCGUCGCAUUCUUCCACUGCACUGUUGAGCUUCUUCAUGUUGAUCUUGCCCCUGGGGAAGAGUCAGUUGUUUAUGUGACAGAUUACACAUUCAAUCCCGAACUCUUCAACCCAACAGAGCCAGCACCCUGGAUCGUCCUGGAGGAUGGGCAGAAAGGGAGAGCACGCGACCUUCAGCCGGGCGCGAUGUAUAGAAUCAAGAAUCUGCGCUUGAUCACCAGGAUAGGUGUUAAGGGUGCCUUCGGGCGUCUAGGGGGCGACGAACGACUCAUCAUUGCAGCCGACGACCGCGAAAAGGAGGACGUACAAGCUCUUCUUCAACGCAAGAAGAAGUGGAAGUUAGAAAUGAAACGAGACGGGGUGUCCGUCGAACCGGCGACCAAUUCCGUCACAACAUCACGCCCUCGUACUCCCGAGACAUUCCAGGAUCUCACUCUGAAACAAGUUAUCGCCAGCAGCGUCUGUCUUAACACAUUCACAGUCGUUGCGCGGGUAGCCGAUUUUUAUCCCUUCGAUCUGGAUCAAGCCACGUACCUGCGGUGCAUGAAGUGCAACACCAAGAUACGGCGGACCUGGAAACGCUGUAUCGACUGCGAUGACAUGCUCGACACUCAUUGCAAAUGGCUUUACAACCUGCUUUUCGAAUUGGAAGAUGAUGAAAAAAACACAAUUACGGUUUCUCCCUGCAACGAAUCUUGUAAACUUCUGUCUGGACUGCCCGCUACCGACUUGGAAGCGGAUAAAGAUGCUCUCAAUCGACUUGUAGCUCGCCUACAACCCGUUAUCGGCAACCUCGGGCAAGUGCAUGACACGUAUGCAGAGUCGAAGGUCCUGCCAGUCGUUUCCCCGAAAAUGCGUUUCACCGUCAGGAGUUGGAUCGCUGAAGGUGACCGAUGGUAUAAGCUUCUGGAUUGUACUCCACUUUGAUCUUUCCUCGGACAAAUGGACUCCCCGAUUGAGCCCGUAAAAUAUGUGUAAUCCGUCGAUAAUCUGUAUUCUGUAUAGCGCAGCUAAUUUUUCUACGUCCUCGAGUGUCUUGUAAUGCGACCAACUCUCGGUGUCUGCUCUUUAUGUACUUUGUAACAGGGAAUUGCCUUGAUAGGAUGUCAGCGAGCAAUAUCAUGAUGUCACGACACC